Heterotrigona itama is the source of this 749-nucleotide messenger RNA. The record is from the annotation of a GenBank genome assembly. Lineage: Eukaryota; Metazoa; Arthropoda; Insecta; Hymenoptera; Apidae.
AUGAUAACAAGCUUCUGGCAGUUGUUACGCCUCGUCCUAGGACAACUUCGUCCUAUGACGAACUCUCUAUGUAAAACAGCCAGUCUAACGAACGAGUCGAAAAGUUCAUAAUGGAACAUCUCGUCAAUUUGCGUGGACUAUUGAUAAAAAUUUCACACAAUUAGCCGGGACACGUUUCGUUCGCGUGCUUGCGAAUUGCAUUUUGCCAGCAGCCGAUCGAUUCGAAAACGUUCGACAUCAAUCACAGGAACUCGUUUCACUUUGUCGUUUAUUGACCUCUUUGUCCCGCGAUUGCUUAUCGAUCACGCGCGAACAAAUUCCUGCCAAAGAGGCCGAACAAAAAACGAUACGUUACGUCUGUGUUUUGCGCAGGUUACUUAUUGACCAGAGUGGAGAAAAAGAUUGGCUCGCCCGAAAAACCCCUGUCGGAUCUGGGCUUGAUCUCGUAUCGCAGCUACUGGAAGGACGUUUUACUGCAGUACCUCUGCAACUUCGGGGGCAAAGAACUCUCCGUUAAAGAUAUCAGUAAGGAGAUGGCUAUCGAUUCGUACGACAUCGUCAGCACCCUACAGGCUCUCGGUAUGAUGAAGUACUGGAAGGGCAAGCAUAUCAUCCUGAAGAAACAGGACGUGAUCGACGACUAUAAGGAGAGGGUGAAGAGACGAGGGCCCGUCUACAAAGAGAUCGAUCCGGAGUGUCUGAAAUGGAACCCCUUCCAGCCUCCCAAGACGCCCUCCGCCUCGAACUAA